Molecule: messenger RNA, 5062 nt
Organism: Osmerus eperlanus (European smelt)
Lineage: Eukaryota; Metazoa; Chordata; Actinopteri; Osmeriformes; Osmeridae
Gene: nup153
Product: nucleoporin 153
Exons: 22
Coding region: 77-4726 (1549 amino acids)
Biological process (GO): RNA export from nucleus; protein import into nucleus
Cellular component (GO): nuclear pore
Molecular function (GO): structural constituent of nuclear pore
Source: RefSeq, a predicted model, not a curated record
UCUCAUUCUCCGCAUCUGUGAUGUGUGACAGCUAUCCGGCGCCGAGAACCAAGUAGAAGACUCGACCUAGCAAGCCAUGGCGGCCACGGGUGGAGGGAAAAUUAGAAGCAGAAGAUAUCACAUCGCCUCUAAACCUUACGCCAAAAGCAAACAGCAACAGCAGCCAGGCCUCAUCAGUCGAGUCACAGACACAGUGAAGAGCAUCGUUCCUUCCUGGUUGCAGAAAUACUUCAGGAAUGGGGAGGCUGCGGAGGGGGGAGGGGCCGUGCCAGGGGCGGGGCAGGACCAGGAACAGGCUCCUCCCUCUAACGGCAAUGAGGAUAUGGCCCCUCCUCUCGAUGGUCGGGACUCCCCGGAGCCCACCACCAGUAACACAGAGCCCUCAACGAGCAGGGCGUCCCUCAACCUCCACGACCACGUCCUGUCCCGGCCUCCCCUCAACCGCUCCCACCUCCACUUCCCCUCCCUGGACUCUCCCUCGGGGCAUGGAGCUCCCGGGGGCUCGGCCCUCUUCUCCCAGCCCUCCACCUCCUUCGCCCCGCCUCCCUUCCACGCCUCCUCCAGCUACUCCCUGGUGAAGGAGAUCAAGGACUCCAGCUCGCAGCACGAGGACGACAACAUCUCCACCACCAGCGGCUUCUCCUCCCGCGCAUCAGAUAAAGAUGUCCCGGCCUCCAAGACAGCUUCCCUCCCCCAGCUGUGGUCCCCGGAGACGGACAGGACCCACUCCGGGCCCCACCCGGCCCAGUCAAGCCUGAAGAAGCCUGCCUUCAACCUGUCUGUGUUCGGAGCCUCCUCCACUUCUACGAUGAACAGCUCUGUGCUGAGCUCCAGCCAGCUGGGAGACUCCCCGUUCUAUCCAGGCAAAACCACGUACGGAGGGGCGGCGGCGGCCAGGACGGGGCGCUCACGCCUGGGGACGCCGUACCAGGCCCCGGUGAGGAGGCAGAUGAAGGCCAAGCCGGCAGGAGCCCAGCCGUGCGGGGUGAACAGCGCCACGGCUCGACGGAUCCUGCAGUCCCUGGAGCGCAUGUCCAGCCCUCUGGCUGAUGCUAAGCGGAUCCCUUCCAUGGCCACCUGUCCUCUGAACACAUCUCUGGACGGCACCAUCCUGGAGCGAUCUCAUGUGCUGACCAAGAAGAGGAGGCUGGACUCUCCGCGCCCCCCUGUUCAGAAGCUGGUCAUCCCCUCUGCCGCCUCGUAUUCAGCUAACCGAUCCAUGUCCUUCAGGCCCUCGCUGACCCCGAGGGGCCUGGCACGACCCCUGACCCCAAGAGACACGCCCUCAAGACAAUCACCUCAGAUACCAGAAACCGUUGCAGGUCCCUCUCAAAGCACAAGCAGCCUGCUCUACCCCCUGUCCAGCGCCCCCCUGUCCAGCGCCCCCCUGUCCAGCGCCCCCCUGUCCAGCGCCCCCCUGUCCAGCGCCCCCUUGUCCAGCGCCCCCCUGUCCAACGCCCCCUUGUCCAGCACCCCUGUAGCCAGCGCCCCAGGCUCUGGCGGGGGCAAGAUGAAGAGGGAGAGGACCAGCACUCGACCCUCCUCCAAGCGCCCCGAUGACGAGACUGCUGAUGUACCUGACCUACCAGCCAUCUCUCUACCAAUCAGCACUUCUAGUCUUCCCACCUUCAGCUUCUCCUCCCUUCCCCCCGCCACAACCACAGCCGCGCCCAUGACUCCUGUGGCUGCCGAAUUGGUCAACAACAAGGAUCUUCCUGCCGCUUGCUCGCCCCCCUGCGCCCCGUUCACCUUCUCCUCGCCCAUCGUCAUGGCGACCGCCGCCAGCCCCACGUCCUUCUCGCCCUCCGCCGGAUUCACCUUCAGCGCACCUGUAGCCAAAACCGCUCCCUCCGUGUCCAACGGCAACAUGGACGGUCACGCAACUUCUGUCCGUCUGUCGGAGAUGGAAACGGUCAACUACACGAUUCUUGAUGUUACAGAGCAGGCAGAGGAGUUCGAGGGUCCCUUCAAACCAGCCAAGGCCCUGAAGCAGGGCAGCGUGCUGGAUCUGCUCAAAUCUCCUGGUUUCUCCUCUCCGGUGGCAAGGCUGUCCCCCAGCCCAGAGCCCAGUGUCCCGUCCCCCCCUGCUGUGUCCACAGCCCCCUCCAGCUCCGGGUUCGGGGACAUGUUCAAGCCACCGGCAGGCUCCUGGAACUGCAGUGUGUGCAUGGUGCAGAACAAACCCAGCGACACCAAAUGUGUGGCCUGUCAAUCACCACAGCCCAGCACAUCCUCCUCUAAAACAACACCUGCCUCAGGGCUGCAGAGUACUACAGCUCCCGUGGGCUUUAAGGGCCUCUUCACAACUCCUGCCGGGACCUGGGACUGCGACACGUGUCUGGUGCAGAACAAGCCCGAUGUGGUCAAAUGUGUGGCCUGCGAGACCGCCAAGCCUGGGGCUGGACUUAAACCCUCCCCGACUCUCCCUGCUUUCUCUGGGGCCAAGGCUCUGAGCAACACCUCCUCCACCUCGUCAGGGUUCGCCGGAUUCGGGGACAAGUUCAAAAAGCCGGAGGGGGCGUGGGAAUGUGGUACCUGUAUGGUUCAGAACAAGGCGCAAGACAGCAAGUGUGUGGCCUGCAUGAGUGCUAAACCAGGAGCAUCAUCGUCCCCUCCCCCCCCCUCCGCUGCAGCCCCCCUGCUGAGCUUUGGGGACAAGUUUAAGAAGCCAGAAGGGAGCUGGGAGUGCCAUGUAUGCAUGGUGCAGAACAAGGCUGCUGACCUCCAGUGUGUGGCCUGCCAGUCAGCCAAGCCUGGGGCCACGGUGGAGGCCAAAGCCUUCGGUUCGUCCUCUUUCGGCGUGUCGUCUGAUUCUGGCUCUGGAGGGUUCAAGUUUGGCACCUCGUCAGAGUCUACCUCUGGUGCCGGCUUCCAGUUUGGCGGCAGCCUCACAGACUCCUCGUCCAGCAACGCCUCAGCCGGAGGAUUCAAGUUUGGGGCUUCGUCCUCCGAGUCCUCUUCCUCUGGAGGGUUUAAGUUUGGAGGCACCUUGUCAGAUAUGUCUGCCAACAACGGAGGAUUCAAAUUCGGCGCGGGCUCCUCCGCGGCUGCCGCCAGCGACGACACACAGGCGGACCCUCCCAGCACAGGCGGGUUCACGUUUGGGGCCAGCGGGGGGUCGGCGUCGGGUAACUGCAGCUCCGGCAACGAGGAGAACAGAAAGCCCUCGGUGGGAGGCUUCUCGUUCGGACUCUCGAAACCAGAGUCCACGUUCGGCUUCCCCGCAGCCUCCCAGGACAGGAAGGAGAACGGGUCGCCGUCCGCAGACAGCACGUCCACCGAGGCGGCUCCGCUGUUCGGGAGUCGAGCAACGGCUGAGCCCAGCCUGACCUCCACACCACUGGGGGGUGCCGCCUUUGGAGUGCCAACGUCCGCCGAGAAUGAUCUCCCUGCUCCCUCUUUCACGUUCGGGAAGCCCGAUGAGAAGGAGCCGUUUGGUUUUAGCGGGAAGGAGGCAGAGAGCUCUCAAGCGACAUCUAUGGGCUUCUCCUUCAGUAAAGCGGACACUCCCCAGGAGCCGGCCCAGCCCAGCUUCACCUUUGGGAAGCCGGAGGAUAAGAGUGAGGCCGUCGUGGACGGGCCAAAGCCUGCCUUCAGCUUUGGUCAGAGCACUACAGAUGCUGUUGCCUCAAACCCCAAACCGGUGUUUGGUUUCAUAGCCAGCACCUCCGCCCCCUCAUCCACAACCCCGGCCCCUAGCCUCUUUGGGGCCUCCAUCACCUCUGCUCCCUCAUCCACCACCCCAGCCCCUAGCCUCUUUGGGGGUUCCAUAACCUCCUCUUCCUCCACCUCGGCCCCUAGCCUUUUUGGGGCCCCAAUCACCUCCGCCCCUGCCCCCUCAUCCACCACCCCGGCCCCAGGUAUUUUUGGGGCCUCCAUCACCUCCGCCCUGGCCCCUUCAUCCACCACCCCGGCCGCUAGCCUUUUUGGGGUCCCCAUAACCUCCGCCCCGUCCUCCUCCACCCCAGCCCCUAACCUCUUUGGGGCCCCCAUCAACUCUGCCGCAGCCACCAGCUCCUUCCUCUUUGGCCAGACCGCAACCAGCGAAGCCCCCCCAGCCUUCAUGUUUGGGCAAAGCCAGGAUAGCCAGGGCUCUCAGGUAGCCCUCCCCUCCCUGAACGCAGCCCCCGCUCAGCCCUUCCUGUUUGGGUCUGCAGCCGGUGCCCCCCCGGCUGCUCCCCCCUCCUUCACCUUCGGGGCCGCAGCGCCCCCUGCUGCCUCAACCCCAGCAGCCGUCCCCUCGUCAGGCCCAUCCCCCUUUGUCUUCAGCCCUGCCCCCUCUGCUGGGUUUGGCAGCACCCAGAGCCCCGCCUUCGGCCAGGUGUCGUCUCAGCCCACCGCCCCGGCCUUCGGGGCCCCCGCCCCCUCCCCCUUCCUGGGGGCCACCUCCUCCCAGUCCCCCGCCUUUGGUGCUGCCUCCGUGUUCGGAUCAGCAGCCAGCUCUGCUCCAGGAGGGGGGUUCCAGUUCGGUGGAGCCAGUGCCUUCGGCUCUGCCAGCGGCAGCACGGGGGUGUUCGCUUUCGGGGGAGGACCAGGGGGGUCACCCGCCCCCCCUUCUACUCCCUCCCUUGUGCCCCAGCCCGCAGCCCCAGGAGGGGGGUUCACCUUUGCACAGCCCCCUGCCUUCAACAUUGGGUCAACCAAGAACAGCUUCACCCCGACCCCUGCGGGCCAGAACGCCAUCGCUGGACGCAAGAUCAAAACAGCUGUCCGACGCAGGAAGUAGAAAGCCCCUCUAGGCUGAGACGUUGUGGACGGGACUCCUGGAAGCCGGCCUGGACGCCGUUCCCACAGACACACUGAAGUACUUAGCAUGUGAAGGGUUCUGGGGUGACCCCUCUGUUUCUAAAGGCUGGAUGGGGGUCUCCGUCUGCAGACCCAGAGCAUCAGGACAUGGGUGCGUGGGUGACGACCCGUACCAACCUGUAAACUAGAAGAGACAACAUUAACAACCACCACCAUGACACAAUCAAUAACUCCUCCCACUCCAACAACCGGAUAUAUUUUCAACAGCCACAAACGUCUGCUAUAACUUAGGCAUGACUUUUUGUUUAAAAAGAAA